Messenger RNA from Colletotrichum truncatum, 1524 nucleotides. Lineage: Eukaryota; Fungi; Ascomycota; Sordariomycetes; Glomerellales; Glomerellaceae. The record is from RefSeq and is a predicted model, not a curated record.
AUGGACUCUUCAGUGGCCGGAUCAACAACAGGCGCAACACCAAAACCUCCAAGCUCCCUCCCGUCUCUCAAACCGCUCCCACGAACCCCUCACAGCUUCCACACCCCCACCAAGCGCAUUAACACCGGUACUGACCUCGCGACCUUCCUCACCACAACCGCCUAUCGUGACAUUCUUGUCUUUCUCCUCCAACUAAAUCGCUCCCUUUGCCCGCGCCGCUCUCCGCAGGGCGGGCCCGCGAGGACCUUCCCUCUAUCCUCUCUCCCCUCAUCUACCAGCGACCGCCUCCCACCUUCAAUAAAAGCACUCCAAAACCUCCUCUCUGCCGCCGAGGCCCUCAUCGACCUCGCGCCUCCAGACCCCGGCCCGCGCCGCUUUGGCAACGUCUCUUUUCGCAAAUGGCACGAGCUCCUAGCCGAGCGCGCCCCGGCGCUGUUGUCCGAACAUCUACCACCCUCCGUCCUCGAAUUUCCGACAACAGCGUCCUCCGAGCCGCCCGCCUCCGAGCUUCUAUCCUAUCUCUUGGGAUCGUUCGGGUCUUCGCAGAGACUAGACUUCGGCACGGGCCAUGAACUCUCCUUUCUAGCAUUCCUCGGCGCUCUGUACAAACUGUCGUUCUUCACCGACGGCACAGAAAAUGAUUCAUCCGAAACAGACCGCAACAUCGUCCUCGGUGUAAUCGAGCCCUACCUCCGCGUCGUCCGUCGACUCAUCCUCACAUACACCCUAGAACCCGCGGGCUCUCACGGCGUCUGGGGCUUGGACGACCAUUCUUUCCUGCCCUACAUAUUUGGUUCCGCCCAGCUCACAGCGCCCAUUACGGAGGGGUCAGCGGAGCCCAUGCCGCUAGAAGGCUCAGUUCGCGGAGCACCCAAGACGGGAGACAUCGUGAAGCCAGCCGUAGUCGAGGAACAACGGAGUGAAAACAUGUACUUCUCAGCCGUGGGCUUCAUCAAUGAUGUAAAGAAGGGUCCAUUCUGGGAGCACAGCCCCAUUCUGUUCGACAUUUCUGGCGUACGCGACGGUUGGGGCAAGAUUAACAAGGGCAUGCUGAAGAUGUUUAAUGCCGAAGUGCUGCAAAAGUUCCCUGUCGUCCAGCACUUUACCUUUGGCUCCCUCUUCUCCUGGGACCAGGACCCCGACGCAGCGCCCGUAGCACCGUCUGUCCACGCGGCGAACCAGCCCUCAUAUAAAUAUCCAGCGACAACAACGCCUCCCCCUCCCCCUCCCGGCGCAGGUACAGCAGCGCCAUGGGCAGCGGGAGCUACAAGCCGGAUGCCCCCUCCGCCUCAGGGCUCAGGCACUGCAGCACCGUGGGCUACUGGUGCUCCGGGACGGAUGCCUCCUCAGGGCGGCAUUCCUUAUUCACGACAACCGCCGUUAACUUCGGCGGCUUCGGCGCGGACGCCUCCUGGCCCGGGCAUGCUCCCGAUGCCAGCUCCGGGUGCGCAACCGCAAGGCGGUAGCGAGGGUGGGUCGACGGAUGCGCAGAUUACACUGACCAAGGCACCAUGGGCCAAAUGA